CAGAGCGCGCCAACUACUAGUUUUUUCAAAUGAAACUAUACAAGGCUUACAAGCAAUGCAAUCCAUCGUUGUCUCGCUCUCCAACCAUCUAAUAAGACCCACUAACCACGCCUUUUUCUUCAAAAGCUUCAAUUCUUGGGCUUCGGCUAUACGAAAUGCUCCUUCCCCACAAAAGGCUUUGAACAUCUACUCUCAAAUGCACCGUCAGUCUGUUCCUUUUGAUAGUUUUUCCAUGCUCUAUACGCUAAAAUCAUGUACCCAGUUAAGGAAUCAAGAAAUCAUUCAACACCUCCAUGCCCAUAUCAUGAAACUUGGCUUUGGCAAUCAUGUAUAUGUGGCCACUUCACUUCUCCAUGCGUACGUUGUUGUCUCGUUCGUGGAUGCCUGUGUACUGUUCGAUGAAAUGCCUGAGAAGAACACGGUCACGUGGAACACGAUGAUUGCAGGGUAUUCGAGGUCGGGGGAUGUAGAGAGAGCACGUUUGGUUUUUGAGGAAAUGCCACUGAGAGAUGUUGCAUCAUGGUCUGCCAUGCUCACUGCGUAUGUGAACAAUGGCAAUCAAGAGUGUGGGUUGUCAGUGUUUCGGGAUAUGGUAAUGGAUGGAGGUUUAAAACCUGACCAAGUGACUGCAGGAUCAGUUUUAUCCGGUUGUGCCCACCUGGGUCAUCUUGGGUUGCUUGUGGGGAAAUCAGUUCAUGGAUUUAUGGUCAAGAAUGGAUGGGAGUUGAAUGUGGAGAUUGGUACAGUUUUGGUUGACAUGUAUGCUAAGUGUGGGUUUUUGAAGGGAGCAGCAAGGGUUUUUGAAUUGAUGCUAGAAAGGAAUGUCAUGUCUUGGACUGCAUUGAUUUGUGGAUCAGCACAACAUGGCUACAGCAAAGCAGCGUUGUCUUUGUUUGAGAUGAUGCGAAAAGCUGGUGUAAAACCUAAUGAAUUGACUUUCACAGGAAUUCUUAGUGCUUGUGUGCAUACAGGACUAGUUGAGGAGGGCCAAAAAUAUUUCAAGUUGAUUGAAGAAAGUGGCUUGGAGCCUCAAAUUCAUCAUUAUGGAUGCAUGGUUGAUUUGUAUGGCAAGGCAGGACUGUUAGAGGAAGCUUAUGAGGUUAUUAAGAAGAUGAGAUUUGAACCCAAUGUUGUUGUCUGGAGUGCUUUUUUAUGUGCUUGCAAGGAGCAUAAACAGUUUGAGAUGGCCGAACGAGUGGUUGAGCAGGUCAUGAAGAUGGUAAAACCAGAUAACGAUGGUGGGGUUUAUUCUCUUAUCUCAGAUUUGUAUGCUUUGAGUGGGAAGUGGCAUGAUGCAGAAAGAGUGAGGAAUUUAAUGGUCAGCCAACAUGUGAGGAAGGCCAGGGGCUCUAGUUUUGUUAGAAGUGGAUAGUAGUGUAGUAGAAAAUUUCCAUUCCAUAUGUCGUUGUGGAACUUAUGAAAUUUACAUGGAUGAUACUUACUUGGGGUGAGUGUUCAAUGUGUUUAUAUGGUUUACUUGUUUACGAGCGAGAAUAAUGCAUUGAUCAGGUCAAUAACAUUAGCUGGUUUGGUUGUUAUGAGGUUUUAAGAAGACUAACAAGAUUGAGGAGCAAAAAGCAGAGUAGUUUCUUCAUGCUCUGCAGCUGUGCUCAAAGGCUCUGUUGGUACUUUUCGGAAAACAUAUCAGAUAUAUUUAUUUUUCUGCCGCAAGUAGGUUUCUAAGUUUGGCAAAGCAACUACUAAGUCGAUCAAAUACUCAUGAGAUGGUGGCUCUUAUGUGGAUACAUUUCCAGGUAAAUGAGCAUUGGCAUCGGAACAUGGAUCAAGUUUCAGGUGUCCGUAUCAACUGCAA
Prunus dulcis (almond) is the source of this 1813-nucleotide messenger RNA. RefSeq names its product pentatricopeptide repeat-containing protein At5g66520-like. Gene Ontology annotation, biological process: RNA modification. The transcript has a single exon. The coding region runs from base 56 to 1372 and encodes 438 amino acids. The record is from RefSeq and is a predicted model, not a curated record. NCBI's taxonomy places the organism in Eukaryota, Viridiplantae, Streptophyta, Magnoliopsida, Rosales, Rosaceae. Gene Ontology annotation, molecular function: RNA binding; protein binding.